AGUUAAUUCAAACUUGCGGCAGCGGCUGGGCGUGUGUGUUGUUUACUAUUCAGUUAUUUUCGUGUUUUUGUAACAGAAAGUGCUAUUAGAAAAAAAAGAUGAGUCGAAAUUUUAGAGACAGAGAAGAAUUCCAAAUGGAUACAAAGCCCUCUAAGAGGACUGGAAGUCAGAAAUUUAGAUACUUUUUCUACAACGGUGAUACUGGUGAAAUUUUGGGAAGAACGCCUGAAAGUUGGGGUAAAAUACUCAUCUUCUACACAAUCUUCUAUGCGGUGCUGGCUGCCUUAUUUGCAGUCUGCAUGGUCACGUUUAUGCAGCAUUUUAUCAACCCUCGAGUGCCUCGGCUGCAGCAGGAGUACAGUGUGAUUGGCACCAGCCCAGGGCUAGGGUUCCGGCCGCUGCCGGCAGAUGUCAGAAGCACCCUGAUCUGGUACAAGGGAACAGGCUACGAGAGCUAUAAGUACUGGGAAGAUCAGCUCAUUGAUUUCUUGUCUGUUUACAAAAAGAAGGGUCAGACGGCGGGCGCUGGACAGAACAUAUACAACUGUGACUUCACGAACCUGCCGCCCCCCGGCAAGGUCUGCGACGUGGACAUCAGGAGGCUGGACCCCUGCAUCGAUGAGAACCACUUCUCUUUCCACAAGUCCUCGCCCUGCAUCUUUCUCAAGUUGAAUAGGAUCUACGGCUGGCGGCCGGAGUACUACCACGGCGUGGAGGACCUGCCGUCAGACAUGCCCGCCGACCUGCAGACGCACAUCAAAAACCUGACCACCUACAAUCCCAACUACGGUAACAUGGUGUGGGUAUCGUGCCAGGGUGAGACUCCAGCAGACAAGGAAAACAUUGGUCCUAUCAGCUACCUGCCCUUCCCCGGGUUCCCAGGGUACUUCUACCCGUAUGAGAAUGCUGAGGGAUACCUCAGCCCGCUCGUCGCUAUACACUUGCAGAGACCUCGAACGGGUAUUCUGAUUAACAUCGAGUGCCGCGCCUGGGCGAGGAACAUUAAGUACGACAGGAGAGAACGUCUGGGUGUGGUGCACUUUGAGCUCAUGAUCGAAUAGUUACUACACAUCCGUCCAAACGUGUCUACUCGGCUCCAAGCUUGUACAGGAACCACGGUAAUGUUUUAACUUUAUUUUAAAGAAAGACACAAGUUUAGUAUAUUCGAAGUAAAAAGCAAGUUUAAUUGGGAUGAUGACUUGGUAUGAAAAUUAAAAAUCUAUUUAGUCCGUCAGUUAGGUAAUGAAAAAUUAUUUAUCAUAACAAUAUUGAAAUCGUUAUCGGAGUGGAAGUAAAUACAUAAUUUCUACGUAUAAAAC
Molecule: messenger RNA, 1319 nt
Organism: Spodoptera frugiperda (fall armyworm)
Lineage: Eukaryota; Metazoa; Arthropoda; Insecta; Lepidoptera; Noctuidae
Product: sodium/potassium-transporting ATPase subunit beta-2
Exons: 6
Coding region: 99-1061 (320 amino acids)
Biological process (GO): potassium ion import across plasma membrane; intracellular potassium ion homeostasis; intracellular sodium ion homeostasis
Cellular component (GO): sodium:potassium-exchanging ATPase complex
Molecular function (GO): ATPase activator activity
Source: RefSeq, a predicted model, not a curated record